AUGAUUACUUAUACAGCGACCCACUUCGACUUUGGCAAGCACGAGGCAGUGGCUCGUCCUGACGCGGCGGAGAAGUGGUACUACAUCCUUUACAUCUUCGAAAACUUCUAUGCUCCGGCGAUCGCUAUGGUCAAAUUCUCGAUUCUCCUCUUCUAUGCGCGCAUCUUCACCGAGCAUACCGCUAAGAUGCCAACGCAGAUCUGGUUCCAGAGAGCGCUGUAUGUAAUGGGAGCCAUUACACUCUUAUGGUGGAUAACCUGCCAAUUUAUCGUGAUCUUUGAGUGCGCGCCUAUCCAUUACUUUUGGAAUCGGAAGCCUGUCACGGGCCACUGCCUAGACGUUCAGAUAUUCUUCCAAGGUCAAGCCAUUCCUAACAUCAUCACCGACUUGGUGCUUUUAAUAUUGCCUUUACCUUUGAUAUGGAGGUUGCGCCUUCCAAUCGAGCAGAAGGCCGCAUUGAGCGGAGUCUUCUUGCUUGGUAGCUUUGUAACAGCGACGAGUAUCUAUAGAUUAACCCUCUUGAUGAAGUUGACACAAGUGGACAUCACGUGGAACUAUGCCGAUGCAGCUGUCUGGUCUGCCGUCGAACCCAACGUCGCCGUCAUCUCCGCUUGCCUUCCCAUGCUUCGACCAGUGCUCAAGCUCAUUGGUGUCACCUUUGGUAGCGUGAGCAGUCUUAGCAAGAGCCCCAGGCAUACAGCCGGCACGGCUGGCACCGUGGGUAGUGACCACCCGCAUCGGAGAACAAACACGGUGCCGACUAGGAAAGAUGGCGGACCCUUUGCGCGGCUGGCCGAGGUCUCAUCGUCUUCUGAUCGGGAGCACGGAGAAGAGUGGGAGCUGUGGGAAGGCCGACGAAGUGGGGGCGUUCAGAAAUGUAACCCAAUCGGGCGAUCAGAUGAGAAGGAUAUGCUGGGUCGAGAGAGUUGGGUGCUAUUCCGCGUGGGGCGAUACACGUGA
This is a messenger RNA of Letharia columbiana, 960 nucleotides long. RefSeq lists its product as uncharacterized. The coding region runs from base 1 to 960 and encodes 319 amino acids. The transcript has 2 exons. Lineage: Eukaryota; Fungi; Ascomycota; Lecanoromycetes; Lecanorales; Parmeliaceae. The record is from RefSeq and is a predicted model, not a curated record.